Molecule: messenger RNA, 1970 nt
Organism: Aureococcus anophagefferens
Lineage: Eukaryota; Pelagophyceae; Pelagomonadales; Pelagomonadaceae
Exons: 2
Coding region: 6-1868 (620 amino acids)
Source: RefSeq, a predicted model, not a curated record
UGUCGAUGCGACUCGCGCUCUUCGCGCUGUCGAGCCUCGUCGUAAGAAGCCUGCGGGCGGCGCCGGCCCUGCGCCGCGGCCUCGUGCGCCGUCAGGCACAAACCACGGCCAUGCCCGACAGCCUCGAGGCCUUUUGCGGCGCCGCCGACGCGUCGUGGCUGCGCUGCCUCAACGAGGACCCCGAGGCCGCGGCGCACGCGCCGAACAAGCGGUCGCGGGAGGUGAAGAGCGGCCACUACGUGCGCGUGGCCCCGACGCCGCUGCGCGCGCCGGGCCUCGCCAUGCACAGUCCGGAGCUCGCGGCGGACCUCGGCCUCGACGCGGCGGCCGUCGCCGCGGCCGGCUUCGCCGAGUUCUUCGGCGGCGACCACGGCGCCCUGCCCUUCCCCGCGGGCGAGUCCUGGGCGACGCCCUACGCGCUGUCCAUCAUGGGCGAGCCGCAGACGCGGAACUGCCCCUUCGGCACGGGCAACGGCUACGGCGACGGCCGCGCGGUCUCCGUCGGAGAGAUCAAGUCGCCGAAGGACGGCCGGCGCUACGAGCUCCAGCUCAAGGGCGGCGGCCAGACGCCCUUCUGCCGCGGCGCCGACGGCCGCGCCGUGCUGCGGUCGUCGCUGCGCGAGUUCCUCGCGUCCGAGGCGAUGCACUUCCUCGGCGUCGAAACGACUAGAGCUUUGUCGCUCGUCGUCUCCGGCGGCGAGACGACGCGGCGGCCCUGGUACAGCGGCCGACAAGCGGACGUGCCCGAGAUCAGCGAGGACGACCCGCGCCUGGCCCAGUUCCCGCUCCAGCUCCGGCGCCAGCUCAUCCGCCAGCUCCAGCAGCAGGGCGCCGGCGGCGGCGACCCGGACGUCAUGGUCGAGGAGACCUGCGCCAUCACCUGCCGCGUCGCGCCGUCCUUCGUGCGCGUCGGCCACGUGGACCACUUCGCGCGCCGCGCGGGCGGCCGCGGCGCCGCGGCGUCCGCGAAGCGCGAGCACAAGCUGAUGGUGCAGCACGCGAUCGCGCGCGAGUACCCGGACCUGCUGCUGGAGCACCGCGACGAGACGGACGCGACGAUGCUCGCGCUCGUGGGCGACGACGAGCUCAGAACGGCGGCGCUGGCCUUCGCGGCGCGCGCGCGCGACGCGCUGGCGCUCUUAGCCGCCGGCUGGUUGCGCGUCGGCUUCUGCCAGGGCAACUUCAACGCGGACAACUGCCUCGUCGGCGGCCGCACCAUGGACUACGGGCCCUUCGGGUUCAUGGACAAGUACGACCCGUCCUUCGCCAAGUGGGUCGGCUCCGGCGACCAUUUCGCGUUCGCGGCGCAGCCGGGAGCGGCUCUGGCGAACUUCCGGACGCUCGCCAAGGCGCUGCUGCCCCUCUUCGAGGACGACCCGGCGCCGUUGAUGGCCAUCAUCGACGGUGCGAAAGCCACCUUCGCCGACGCCAUGGCCGAGUGCUACGGCGCGAAGCUCGGGUUCGCCGAUCCCGGGUCGGCGGCCGCGCGGAAGUCGUGGCUGGCUUUGGAGCCCUCGCUCCGGGGCCUCGACUACACGAUCUUCUUCCGCCAGUUGGGUGCCGUCGCGCGGGCCGAUGAUGAUGAUUUAUUGGCUUACGUCGAGGACGCCUUCUACGCGGACCCGUCGCCGGAAACCGCCAAGGCGCUGCGCGCGUGGCUCGCGGCGUGGAAAAGCGGUUUGGGCGACGCGGCCGCGGCCGCCGCGCGCCUCGACGCGGCGAACCCGAAGUACGUGCUCCGCGAGUGGAUGCUCGUCGAGGCCUACGAGGCGGCGAAGCGCGGCGACUUUUCCGUCGCGCACGAGCUCCACGGCCUCGUGAAGGCGCCAUACUACAGGUUCUCGGUCGCCCUCGUCCUCAGUCUCUGACAUCGAAUACACAUCAUCGUCCGAAUCGUCCUCCAUUCGCAGGUGGCGGUGCAUCGCGACGAUGACGACGCGUUCCAGCGUGUGUGACAACCGCGUAAGGAU